Molecule: messenger RNA, 1356 nt
Organism: Oncorhynchus tshawytscha (Chinook salmon)
Lineage: Eukaryota; Metazoa; Chordata; Actinopteri; Salmoniformes; Salmonidae
Product: carbonic anhydrase 4
Exons: 9
Coding region: 45-1004 (319 amino acids)
Cellular component (GO): plasma membrane
Molecular function (GO): carbonate dehydratase activity; zinc ion binding
Source: RefSeq, a predicted model, not a curated record
CUGAGUGCACAGGACGGAGAGGUGAAGACAGGUGCAGCUUCAAGAUGAAUCGACUUGUGGUUAUCUUUGUGACUAUCCUUGUCCCCACUGGAUACAGUGCUGCAGAAGUUUUGUGGUGUUACCAUGAUCCUAGUUGUAAUGACACUACUUGGCCCACCAUUGCCAGUGAACAUUGCAACGGAUCCCGUCAGUCUCCCAUCAACAUCAUCUCCGCGUCGGCAGUGGGCGACGCAAACCUGGCUGAAUUCAACUUCACCAAAUACGGAGACAACUCUACAAUGAAGAAUAUCAAGAACACUGGCGAAACUGUCAAAGUGACGCUCACGAGGGGUGUCCAGGUUACAGGUGGGGCACUGUCUGAGGCCUAUGACAGCCUGCAGUUUCACCUCCACUGGGGGAAUGGUACCUCAGUACCUGGGUCAGAGCACACAGUGGAUGGAACCCGCUACCCCAUGGAGUUGCACAUAGUAAAUGCCAAGUCUUCGCUCAAUGGUAACACGACUGCAGCCGUUGCAGACAGCACAGGACUCGCUGCUCUUGGCUUCUUCAUAGAGGCCAUGCCGGGUAAUGCAACAGGUUCACCAGCAGCCUGGAAUACCCUGACAUCCUACUUGGCCAACAUCACACUAAAAGAUGAUAUUGUAAACAUUACUCAUGCUAUUUCAUUGGAUGAGCUCCUGGAAGGGGUGGACCGUACCAAAUACUACCGUUACCUUGGCUCCCUGACCACUCCAAAUUGCAACGAGGCUGUGGUUUGGACCGUGUUCAAGGACCCUAUCAAAGUCAGUCAGGACUUGAUUGAUCUCUUCAGUACAACAGUGCACAUUGACCACAACUCCACCUCUGCCUUGAUGACUAAUGUCUUCAGGAACAUCCAGCCUGUCAAUGGCAGGAUGGUGACGACCCAGAGCAGUCCAAACACAGCCCCGCCAGUGUCAGGAGCCUCCACAAAGUGCUCCUCUCUGGGCCUUAUGGCCCUGGCCUGGAUGCUGCUGAGGGUUUAGUGUCGGCAGGUAAUGCCUCACCUGAAGCGCACUUCCAUGUCUCCAUUAACCCUAAAGCUAAAUACUGUACAUUGAUUACCACAUGGGUCAUUUUGACCUCAUGGAGAAACUAUUGGAAAAAACAACAAUCAUAGCAAAAUAUAAACUUAUUUCGUAUCAAAACAUCAUUAUUUAGACAUGUAAUUAAUAUUAUCUAAACAAAUAAAUGUAAAGACCAAAACAGAAGUACAGUCAAUUUGCAGACACUAACAAACUAAUAUACAGUGCCUUCGGAAAGUGUUCAGAAAUCCUUGACCUGUUCCUCAUUUUGUUACAUUACAGCCUUAUUCUAAAAUUGAUUACAUUGUUUUUU